AUGAUUUUCCGGAGUUUACCCUUUCCCCAUCAGCUUUUUCAAACCACCGCCUCCCACUUGCCCCCGCUCCUCCGUCCACUCUCUCCCUCCGCCCCUCCGCCGCCGCUUCCGCAGCCGAAACUCCUCCGCCGCAGCCUCAAGCUGCCCCUCUGCGUCGAGUCCCUCGACGCCGCCCAGCCGUACGACUACGAGGCCCAGCUCUGAUCCCACUUCCACGAGUCCUCCUCCCUGAAGAUCGCCAUCCUCGGCUUCGGCAACUUCGGCCAAUUCCUCGCCAAGACCUUCCUCUCAGGCCACACCAUCCUCGCCCACUCCCGCUCCGACUACUCCGCCGCCGCCGCCGACCUCGGCGUCGCCUUCUACCGCGACCCGCACGACCUCUGCGAGCAGCACCCGGAGGUCGUCCUCCUCUCCACCUCCAUCCUCUCCACAGAGCGCGUCCUCCGCUCCAUCCCCUUCCAGUGGCUCAGACGGAGCACCCUUUUCGUCGACGUCCUCUCGGUCAAGGAGUUCCGCGACCUCUUGCUCAAAUUUCUGCCCGCCGAGUUCGACGUCCUGUGCACGCAUCCCAUGUUCGGGCCCGAGAGCGGCAGGCAUUCGUGGGCGGGCUGCUUCGUGUACAAUAGGGUUAGGAUUGGGGACGGGGUCGAUAGGUGCGAGAAAUUCUUGGAUAUCUUUGCCAUGGAGGGUUGUCAGAUGGUGGAGAUGAGCUGCGCCGAGCACAAUCGGCACGCGGCCGGGUCGAAGCCAAGCAUCAAAGAAAAUCCUAGAACAAGCAAGAGAAGUCAAUGA
Messenger RNA from Eucalyptus grandis, 792 nucleotides. Its product is annotated as arogenate dehydrogenase 2, chloroplastic. The record is from RefSeq and is a predicted model, not a curated record. Gene Ontology annotation, molecular function: prephenate dehydrogenase (NAD+) activity; prephenate dehydrogenase (NADP+) activity; arogenate dehydrogenase (NADP+) activity. Gene Ontology annotation, biological process: L-tyrosine biosynthetic process. NCBI's taxonomy places the organism in Eukaryota, Viridiplantae, Streptophyta, Magnoliopsida, Myrtales, Myrtaceae.